GCCUUAUGCCCAGAGAGAAACUUCUCGAGGAACCCUGCGCCUUGACCCGCCUAAGGGCGAGGGGCGUGGCGGUGCCGUUCCCGCCUCGGGAUGAGGGGCGUGACGGUCUUGUUUCCACCUGGUAGGAGGCAAGGAGCUACUGGGCGACGACUUUGUGACGUCACUUCCGCGCGCCGCCGUAAACGUCAGUGUUUGGCGCGGGUCCGGGUGGUGCUGUUUUGUCCUGAAAAGCUCUGUCUCGGCUGUGCCAUGCGAGCUAUGGAGAGUGACUUUUAUUUGCGUUACUACGUGGGUCACAAAGGCAAGUUCGGUCACGAGUUCCUGGAGUUCGAGUUCCGACCCGAUGGGAAAUUGAGAUACGCCAACAACAGCAAUUACAAAAAUGAUGUUAUGAUCAGAAAAGAGGCCUAUGUACAUAAAAGUGUGAUGGAGGAACUGAAGAGAAUAAUUGAUGACAGUGAAAUCACCAAAGAGGAUGAUGCUUUGUGGCCUCCUCCUGACCGAGUAGGCCGGCAGGAGCUUGAAAUUGUCAUUGGAGAUGAACACAUUUCUUUCACAACAUCAAAAAUUGGUUCUCUUAUUGACGUCAAUCAGUCCAAGGACCCAGAAGGCUUAAGAGUAUUUUAUUAUCUUGUCCAGGACCUGAAGUGCUUGGUCUUCAGUCUUAUUGGAUUACACUUCAAGAUCAAACCAAUUUAGAUUGAAUAUUGAUGUGGACGUGCUGGGGUAGGAAUAGUUGUUUUAAUUACCAUUAUCAGGAAAUUUUUGUGUAUAUCAAGGCAAUAUUUUUUUAUAAACUAUGAUUGUCUUUAAUAAAUGUAAAAUCCAAUUUUUGUUAUUUAAUAAAAGAUCUGCAUGUGUGAA
Chinchilla lanigera (long-tailed chinchilla) is the source of this 864-nucleotide messenger RNA. RefSeq names its product mago homolog, exon junction complex core component (gene Magoh). The transcript is spliced from 5 exons. Gene Ontology annotation, biological process: RNA splicing. Gene Ontology annotation, cellular component: exon-exon junction complex; catalytic step 2 spliceosome; nucleus. The coding region runs from base 91 to 699 and encodes 202 amino acids. The record is from RefSeq and is a predicted model, not a curated record. NCBI's taxonomy places the organism in Eukaryota, Metazoa, Chordata, Mammalia, Rodentia, Chinchillidae.